UUGUAAAGUGAUUAGUCGAACCGCCUUGUUGAAAGGAGUCGCUCCCAUGUCAGUUAGUUAAGUUAGUGAAAUCAUAAAUCUAGUUCAAGUCUCAGAUUCACUCUUGUCAGAUGAAAACUAUUCUUUUUUUUAUACUUCUUCACUUUUCACCAUGUCACCCUAGCCCUAGUCAAUUUAAAAAUGAAACCAGUUUGAGUGAAAAAAAGGUUUUAACCCAGCAGACGAAAAAGAUCCAGAACUGUAAUUACAUCGCAGAAAUUGAAGCAUUUUCAAAAAUAAUUUAUAUUUGCUUGCGCAAGAAAUACUUCGAGGAUGAAGAUAUUAUCAAAAGAGCGUACAAAGAUAUCCCUGUGUAUGUUUAUGGAAACAAAAAUAAAAAAUCUAAGUUGUCCCUGGCUAGGCUAAAGCUUGGAUAUGUGGAUGGAUAUGUUUUAGGAGAAGAAAUGUCAAGUGUGAGCGGUUAUCUUGUAAACUCAACCUUCUUUGGUUAUUUAAUAGUUCAGAACCAAAUCAUUUUCAUUGAUCCUGUCAAGGUUACCACCAGCUUGUUCAAUAUUGCACAGAAUAGCUCUGGUAGAACCAAAACCGUAAACAGUAGAACAAGAAGAUCCCAGGGUUCGAAAACUAAUUCAAGAAAUGAGACAGGUUCGGAAAAUUCCACAGUUCCGGAAAAUACAAACGGCAACAAAAAUAGCACAGAUUCCGAAAAUAUAACAACAAAUCCCGAGAAAACCAUUAGUUCCAAAAAUUCAACAGAUUACAAGAAUACUUCCAAGGAUUUCAAAGAUUCUAAAGAUAUCACAAAAAAUCCUGCAAGCCCUGAAAAUGUUAUAGAAUCUGAAAAUGUUAAAAGUUCCGAAAAAAUGCUACGUGAACAGAUUACUGCCGCGGGAAAGACAAAUAACAUUACGAAAUUAGAGAAUUCCAUUGGAGCCAACAUGUCAAAAUCCGGAAACGGUUCCGGAAACAACGCAAGUUCCAAAAACAGCACAAUUCCAAGUUUCCAAAAAGCCACAAGAAUUAAUAAAGACGAUAGUUCCAUAAACCCCAUCAAGAAACUUUUGGAAAACCACGUAAAGGAUUCCGAAAAUAUUGCAAAUGUUGUCAAGAGUCAAGAAAAAAGUUCCGGAAACACAUCAGGUUCGAAAAAUAUGAACAGCACCACGGAAAAGUUUGCCAAACCAAAUCAGAAGAAGUGUUCUCUUUCCUUGAUAGCAGACGAUCUAUUUUUUCAGGAGGUUGGGAACGGAUCCUUGAGGAACACCAUAAUGAUUAUGCUCUACUACGUCAAGGAGGCAAAUACCAUUUUCCAAACAAAAGAUUUUGAUAAUGACGGAAAAAGUGACUGCGUUGGUUUUGAGGUUAGUUCCAUAACUAUCUUUGAAUCUGAAAGUUCGAGCAGUAAUAUUCUGACUAAAAACUAUCCUUCACCAGAGGAUUUUCUUCGCAAGUUCUCUAGGUAUAACUUUAAUAAAUACUGUCUGGGACUUCUCUUCACAAGCAGAGUGUUCGAAGAUUUGGUGCUAGGGUUAUCCUGGAGGGGUAAUCCAAAACCUGGAGGGGUUGGGGGCAUCUGUCAACAAAGAACCAGGUACAACGAAGAUAAUAAAACGUAUAGUUUUAAUUCUCUGUUUGUAACCUUCAAAUCAAAACAACAAUCCAGAAUACCAAUCAGAAUGGCUGUUUUGAACCUUGUACAUGAAUUUAUGCAUGGUUUUGGUGCUAAACAUGACUCUGACGGUCCACCAUGUACUCCUACAGAUUAUCUACAAAACGGAAGGUUUAUGAUGUCAAAAUAUUCUAACAAUGGAAGAAAACAUAACCAUCAAACAUUAUCCUCCUGCUCUCAGGAAUCUGUUAAAAACGUUCUGAAUGCUGAACAUCGAACAAAAUGUUUAAAGGAAUAUUCUGAUACUUUCUGUGGUAACGGAAUAUUAGAGGAAGGAGAGGAAUGUGAUUGUGGAGAUAAUUUUCAAUGUUUACUGAGUGGAUCGACCUGUAAUACACCUUCAGGAGGGGCAGGGAAUCCUUGUUCAUUUAGAAAAUGAAACACAGUCGGAAAUCUUCCUUUUUUAAACUACUAAAUGUUAACUCAAGUUUUUAUUUUUAAAAUAAUUUCCAAAAGUACACUAAUUAAUGCUUUUUAUAAAAAUAGAAAUAAACGAAAUAAAAAUAAUUACUGCACCAACAUUGGAUGUAGAAAUACA
Molecule: messenger RNA, 2207 nt
Organism: Eurytemora carolleeae
Lineage: Eukaryota; Metazoa; Arthropoda; Copepoda; Calanoida; Temoridae
Product: ADAM 17-like protease
Exons: 21
Coding region: 111-2048 (645 amino acids)
Biological process (GO): membrane protein ectodomain proteolysis; Notch signaling pathway
Cellular component (GO): plasma membrane
Molecular function (GO): metalloendopeptidase activity
Source: RefSeq, a predicted model, not a curated record